UAUCGACAAGCACAUAUGAAUAUCACAGUUUUAUUCCAUGAUACAUAUAGUAAUAUAAUUAUUAAUAUGAAUUUAUUCACUAUUUAAACAAUUAACAGUGUUAAAAUAAGUGUUUGACAUACAUUUGUUCUGAUUCCUUAAAGACUAGUGUAUUAGAAAACAAGAGACAUUAUAAUACAAUAAAUUAGAGAUAGCGAAUAAAUUAUCAAAAUUAAAAAUAGUAAACAAAGAUAUAAACAAUAAGUAAAUAAAUAUUAGAGAGACUUUUGAUUUUCACAUAAAAAAUUUAUUUCGAAAGUGAAUAAAUUAUCUAAAGUGAUAAAAUGUAAUGUGUGAUGUAUGACAUAUUUCAGAUAACUAGAUGUAUGCAUAUCUUACGAACAACGGAGAAGCAUUGAAUUUUAGUAUAAUUUAAAACAAAUUAAUGAAUUAAUUUUUCAACAUUGAAAUGGACCGUGAAUCAUAAACUGUGAUUAACGUACAAUGCCUGAAACUUAUUCAUAGUGAUAAAGAUUGACGCGAAAGAGGAUAACAAAUAUGUACAUAUACUUCAUCUUACGGAGAGUAACUUGAGCGGCAGUAUCACCACAUCUUUGUUAUUAAAUAUUUCAAGUAAAGUGUUUUAUAUGGAGCUUUUUCUUUUGUUUCUUUACUGUUAAACAUUUCAAAUAAAGUGUUUGUUUCGCUGUUUUCCAACAUUCUUAGAAUGAAAGCUCAGAUUGUCAUAUUUUUAUCGCUAUGUGCUUUCUCUUCUGUGAUUUUAUCAAAUUUUAAUGGAAAAUUAUUUCAUCGUAAUGAAGAUCCCAACCCAGAUGAGGAACUUAAUACACUGCAGAUGAUAAGAAAAGACGGUUAUCCAGCCGAAGCACAUGUAACGUUAACGGAAGAUGGUUAUCUAUUGACGAUGCAUCGGAUUCCAGGGAAACCUGGAUCUCCCGCGAUUUUCUUGCAACAUGGUCUGUUAGGUAGUUCUGCAGAUUGGGUUAUAUCUGGAAAAGGGAAAUCUCUCGCUUAUUUAUUAGCUGAUCGCGACUAUGAUGUAUGGCUCGGAAAUUUUCGUGGUAAUACAUAUUCAAGAGCGCAUGUCUCCUUAUCUCACAAAGAUUUAAAGUUUUGGGACUUCAGUUGGCAUGAGUCAGGUAUCUACGAUCUACCGGCAAUGAUCACUUACAUCGUAGAACUGAAGGAAGAUUUUUUGAGAGCGUAUAUUGGAUUCUCAAUGGGUACAACAUGUUUCUAUGUGAUGGCUAGCGAACGGCCGCAAAUAGCAAGACUGUUGCAAUCAACGUACAGUCUUGCUCCAGUAGCAUUUAUGAAACACGUAAAAAGUCCUUUACGAUAUAUAGCUCCGCUUACAUAUAAUAAGAUAAUUUUCUCUCUAUUGGGAGAAGGUGAGUUGUUACCGCAAAAUAACGUUUUAAAAUUCCUAUCAAAAUAUUUAUGUACCUUCGGAUCCUGGGAGGAAAAAAUUUGUGCUAAUUCGCUGUUUAUUUUUACUGGGUUCGACAAAGCGCAAUUUAAUUAUACGCUGUUGCCUGUGAUUUUGAACCAUACACCAGCUGGUACGUCUUCGAAAACCGUGGUUCAUUAUGGCCAAGGAAUAGAAUCUGGAGAAUUCAAACAAUAUGACUAUGGUGCAAAGCGAAAUAUGGAGAUUUAUAAGAGCAGCGAACCACCUAAAUACAAUUUAUCAAAAAUUACAAUGCCAAUCACAUUGUUUUUCAGUGAUAACGAUUGGUUAUCUAGUCCUGUUGAUGUGAUGAGAUUAAGUAAGGAAUUACCAGAGAAACCAAUUAUUUAUAAAGUGCCAUUCGCGAAGUUUAAUCACAUAGACUUUCUGUGGGCUACAAACGUUGUUGAGCUAGUAUAUAAAAAGUUGCUUGAUAUGCUGAACUAGUCUGUGAGAUAUUAAAAACAUGACAGACUUAAGCAUUGUUUACUAUUUAAUAUAUGCAAAGGAUACAUUUAUAGAAUAAAGAAUAUCUUAUUA
Bombus pascuorum is the source of this 1990-nucleotide messenger RNA. Its product is annotated as lipase 1-like. The transcript is spliced from 9 exons. Gene Ontology annotation, molecular function: hydrolase activity, acting on ester bonds. Bases 707 to 1897 code for a protein of 396 amino acids. Gene Ontology annotation, biological process: lipid metabolic process. NCBI's taxonomy places the organism in Eukaryota, Metazoa, Arthropoda, Insecta, Hymenoptera, Apidae. The record is from RefSeq and is a predicted model, not a curated record.